Iphiclides podalirius (scarce swallowtail) is the source of this 429-nucleotide messenger RNA. The record is from the annotation of a GenBank genome assembly. Lineage: Eukaryota; Metazoa; Arthropoda; Insecta; Lepidoptera; Papilionidae.
AUGAAAGGAGGAGGCGUGCGGCCCGGGAGGCGCAUGUUAAUGCGAGCGGAGCACCGUCGCCGCGUCCCGGAACCUACAGCCGCAGUAGCCGGUGUCGGGAGGAAUGGAAAAUAUAUAUCAGGCCGAGCGAAAAGUCCACUACACACCCCUAGGGGAGGGCCCCGGACGUGCGUUCGAUUCAAACGAGCCGUGUCCGCCCUACGUUGGAGCUCACUCGUAGAGGCCGGCAGGGCGAUCGCUGGAGCGCCGUGGUCACCCGCUCGGAACGCCGCCCUGCCCGCACCCGCCACCCCUAAAAAGCCAGUGGCGAGCUGCAAGAGAAAGUGCCGCGCACACCCACAUGCGUACAAUCUUCGGGGGAGAGGAUUGUGUGGAGACGGCACCCCCCCGGCCCGUAUACGCCCGCCACCCUGCGGCGACAUCUUUCAA